Molecule: messenger RNA, 1277 nt
Organism: Syzygium oleosum
Lineage: Eukaryota; Viridiplantae; Streptophyta; Magnoliopsida; Myrtales; Myrtaceae
Exons: 10
Coding region: 110-988 (292 amino acids)
Biological process (GO): peptide biosynthetic process; translational elongation
Cellular component (GO): cytoplasm
Molecular function (GO): translation elongation factor activity
Source: RefSeq, a predicted model, not a curated record
UAUGUAUAUAUACGUAUACACACAUUUCGGUAAAAUAUAGCGGCUCCCACAAGAACCCCCGGCAUCGAGAGAGAGGGAGAGAGAGUAGUGUCUCUGCUUUGCGCGCUCCAUGAACGCAUCGUUCGCGAGCAAGCGGCUCUCUCGAGCUCUGCUCGCCGCUGCUGCCUCCUCCGCUCCCCGCUCGUCGGCGGCGGCGGCGACGACCGUCGCAUCCUCGCUGUUGCACCCGCCGCCUCCGCCAUCUUUCGAGAGCGAUGGCGCAGCCAGGCCUCUCUUUCACUCCCCAUGGUCCGUCCUCCAGCAACGCGGCGUCAAAGUCCGCGGAUCCGACGUAAGACCUGGCAAUGUUGUUGAAAGAAAAGGUUGCAUCAUGAUUGUUGUGAAAGCUGAUCAUAACCAACAGGGCCGAGGAUCUGCCAUGAUACAGGUGGAGCUCCGUGAUGUUGAGAGUGGAAAUAAAACGAAUGCACGGUUUAAUACAGAUGAAUCUAUUGAAAAAGUAUUUGUCGAGGAGAAGUCCUACACAUGCAUGUGCACGAUGGCGGACGAAGUCGCCUUGGUAGACCCUCGGACAUUUGAGCAAGUGGAUGUGAAAAGGGAUUUGUUUGGAAAAGCUGGUGUUUACCUGAAAGAGGAAAUGAAGGUCAUGUUGCGGUUCUUUGACGAUAUACCGUUGUCAGGAUCAGUUCCCAAGCGUGUGAUAUGCACUGUUGUGGAUACUCCACCUCCAUUGAAAGGGGUUUCAGCUACACCUGUGGAGAAAAGGGCUUUACUGGACAAUGGUCUGACGGUGAAAGUACCAGCUUUCAUUGAAAGUGGUGAAGCUAUACUUGUCAAUACAGAGGACGACUCUUACAUGAGCAGCUACCUCCUGGGUCAAAUAUAUACAACCUCACAGUCGCUAGGAAUGUUGACGGGUGCUCCGUUUACAGGGCAAAGGAAUGAUUGCAAGGUAUUGGAGGUUAUGUUCUUGGCUGUCUCCAAAUAAGAUUAAAGCAAACUCUUUUUGAGAUUCUGAAAGUUAGAAGGCCGACGAAUAUGUUCUGAGAAAUAGCUUCUCUAUUGACACAGCAACGGUUCAGUGUCGAUGACGCAGUCUUGUGGAUUUAAUUGUUUGUUGAAUUAACGUGUCGUCAUGAAGGUAUCCAGUGUUAUUCAAGUUUAGGAAUGCUGCUUUUUUUUUAUGAACUUAUGCUUGAAACAUUUGUCUGAAGAGCAUGAAACACGAUCUUUAUGAGAUCCAAAUAGAGAAAAGGUGUGCUACUGCAUUACAUAAA